Molecule: messenger RNA, 6697 nt
Organism: Gorilla gorilla gorilla (western lowland gorilla)
Lineage: Eukaryota; Metazoa; Chordata; Mammalia; Primates; Hominidae
Gene: ADAT2
Product: adenosine deaminase tRNA specific 2
Exons: 8
Coding region: 3757-4191 (144 amino acids)
Biological process (GO): tRNA wobble adenosine to inosine editing
Cellular component (GO): cytoplasm; nucleus
Molecular function (GO): tRNA-specific adenosine-34 deaminase activity; zinc ion binding
Source: RefSeq, a predicted model, not a curated record
CGGCACCCAAGCCAGCUGCAGGCGGCGCGUGCUCGGUGUCGGCAGAGGAGACCGAAAAGUGGAUGGAGGAGGCGAUGCACAUGAUACUAUGCUAUGCACAGUGUUUUCAUGUGGGCCAUGUCAUAAGCCCCACAGCAGCCCUAUCAGGAAAUAUUUCUUUAAGGACUCAUCAAACUGUAUGUAAACAAGGUCUGUUUCCAUCUCUCCCCCUUUUAUCAUGACAUCACUAGAAAGCAGUUUAUAGUAGUAAUGUCUUUGGAGAAAAUAAUAAACUACGAAGUCUCUUCCAUCUAGGUGCUUUCAUUAUCUGUAACUGGGCAGGCCCUGACUAGAGAAAAAAAAAGAAAUUAUAUUCAAAGACAAAAUAGAGACCAGUGUUUGGGCUGGGAAGAACAGAGAUUUUAUUCUUUAAUUUUGAAGGUUGAUCAUUUGUUACUUUACACAAAACCUAGUAGCCAUUUUUAAAUAGUAUCUGACCUUGGUCUUUCCCCCUCAAAAAGGCAAGAAAGGUUAAAUUCAAAGCUACCUGCACAAAUUUCAGACCCAUUUUGCCUGAGCUUUUUUGCAUUUGUGAAGAAGUGAUCAGACUUGACAGUAGAGGUGUUGGGAGAGUUUGAAAGUAUGAUAUGGGUAUGAGGUGAAAUUGAUUUCCAGCUUAAUUAAAUCUAUUGUGAACUUGUUAGUGAAGCAAAUCUACAUGUUAAUUGUUGUAAAGGAGUUCCCCUCAACUCACUUCCAUGGGGCUUUGUGUUAUUCUCACCGCCCCCUCCCCUGCCUACCAUUCCAGUUGCUUACCCACUCAUCCUCAGCAUGGCAGGCUCGGCCAUUCCUCAACAAUGACGUUAUUUGUCCUUUUAAAAUAUUCCGAUCACUCAUAUUUGCUCUCUGUUUUGGACAGCAGUGGAAGGCAUUUCAGGAAAAAAAAGUGUGUUACUCAAAAUAAACAUGAAGAUAAUAUUGAGAGGAGUAAAAUGAAAUAAAUUUGCUAGAAGGAAAAAGAGAAAAAUCCAAAGGAAGGAAUGGAAGGCACAAACCCAGUAACAUGGUGGCAUGGGUGCUGUCUCCAGGUGAACAAGACAGAACUUGCAGGCAACAUGGAAUCUCAUCUCCCAUCCCACUCACGUCCUUUCCACUUGGCCCUGCAUUCUCUUCUGCAGGUUUGAGAUGGCCCACAUAGCCAAUGUAGAGCUCUUCAGGAGAUAUUUUUACAGAAAAUGCUGAUCACAUGGCCUCCAUUUGUUUAUUCUCUUGCCGUUUUUUUUUUUUUUUUAACUUUUUUUUUUUUUAAGACAGAGUUUCACUUUGUCGCCCAAGCUGGAAUGCAAUGGCACAAUCUGGGCUCACUGCAACCUCCGCCUCCUGGGUUCAAGCGAUUCUCAUGCCUCAUCCUCCCGAGUAGCUAGGAUUACAGGCACCCAUCACCAUGCCCGGCUAAUUUUUGUAUUUUUAGUAGAGAUGGGGUUUCACAAUAUUGGCCAGGCUGGUCUCAAACUCCUGACCAAAGAUGAUCCACCUGCCUUGGCCUCCUAAAGUGCUGGGAUUACAGGCAUGGGCCACUGUGCUCAGCCUAUUUUUUACUUUUUUUAGAGAUGGGGUCUUGCUGUGUUACCCAGGCUGGAGUGUAGUGGCAUGAUCAUAGCUCACUACAGCCUUGAACUCCUCUUGCCAUUUUUUUAUCCUUAAAAUUUCCAUGUCUCACUCUCUUGCCAACUGUUCUCUCUCAUUUGUUCCCUUGAUUCACUCUAAACUCAAACUCUGAUAAAGCAGCUGCUCGGUGAAGUGUCUGUGGUUACUAAAGUAGAAGUUAGAGGCAGAACAGUGGCAGAGAGCCCUGGAAUCUGGCCCUUGGUAGGUGCUCCACAAAUGUUUGUUGAACAAAUGAAUAAGUGGAGCCAGGUUGUCUAUGCCCUAGUCCCAGCUCUCUCACAUGCGCUAGUGAGAGAGAGAUAUAUAUAAAAAUCUCCCUAUGCCUCAGUUUCCUCAUCUGUAAAAUGGGGAAGAUCAUUAUAGGCUUGUAAAUGAAAUGAAUUAAUACUUAUACAAUGCUUAAAUUAGUCCUGGAUCAAAGUAAGCUUUCAAUAAAUUGUAAGCUCUUAUGUUCAAGCUCUCAGAACCAGAAUACUUGAGAUGCAGACAAAACAUUACCUCUCUUAAGAGGUUGGUUGGGGAAAGUAUAGCUGGAGUUAAAAAUUUAACCUCUUAGAUAAGUCACUGUUCAAGCUACUGGUUUUCAUCUCCACCAUUCCACCUAAAUUGCCACCACCUUGCUGAAUUAGACACACUUGACCACCCUUCCUUCUUGGCCUAGUGUUUUUCUGGGAUUGUCCGUAACACCAAAUAUUUCUCUAAACUCACUAAACAUCUCUUUUUAAUCUCCAUUGCAAAAUCCUUUUUGUUUACCCGUACUUAUUUCUUAACUUUCAUUUUGAAAUAAUUAUAAGUUCACGAGAAAUUACAAUAAUAAUACACUGGGAGGACCCAAGUGUCUAGUGUCCUUCAGUGGUAACAUCUUGCAUAGCUAUAGUUCAGUAUCAAAACCAGGAAAAAUGCAUUGGGAAAACUGCAGAGCUUAUUAAGAUGUCAUCAGUUUUAUUUGUACGUGUGUGUGUGUGUGUGUGUGUGUGUAUGCGUGCCUAUGCAAUUUUGUCAUGUUUAGCUUUGUAUAACCACCACUGGAACUGUUUCACUACCACAUGGCUCCCUUGUGCUACCUCUUUAUAGCUGCAGCUUCUAAUCUGUUCUCUGUCUCUAUAAUUUUAUAAUUCAAAAAUCCUAUGUACAUGAAUCUGUAACCAUUUGGCUUGGCGUUCUCCAUUCAGCAUGAUUCCCAUGAGAUCCAUCCAAGUUGUUGAGAUUAUCGAUAGUUCAUUCCUUGUUAUUGCUGCAUUGUGUCCCAUGGUACAGGUGUACCAUAGUUUGUUUAGCAGUUCACCCACUGAAGGGCAUUUGAGUUGUUUCCAGUUUUUGGCUAUUACGAAUAAAGCUGUUAUGAAUAUUUGUGCACACAGACAUACAUUGUGUGAGCAUAGGUUUUCAUUUCUCUGGGAUAAAUGCCCAAGAGUGGAAUUGUUGGGUUAUAAGUUAAAUGCAUGUUUAGCUUUUUAAGAAACUGCCAAACUAUUUUCCAGUGUGGCUGUACCAUUUUAUAUUCUGACCAGCAGUAUAUGAGUAAUAUCACUUCUCCACAGCCUUGCCAGCAUUUGGUGUUGUUUUUACGUUUCACUUUAGUCAUGCUGAUGGGUGUGUAGUGAUACCUCAUUGUGGUUUUAGUUGACAUUUCUCCACCGGCUAAGGAUGUGAAAACAUCUUUUCGUGUACUUAUUUGUUAUCUGUGUUAUCUUCUUUGGUGAAAUGUCUGUCUUUUGCCUUCUCAUAUAGUUUGGAUAUUUGUCGCCUCCAAAUUUCAUGUUGAAAUUGAAUCCCUGGUAUUAGUAGCAGGGCCUGGUGGGAAGUUUGGAUCAUGGGGAGGAUGCCUCAUAAAUCAUUUUUAUAGUAGCAAGUUCUCACUAUAUUAUUAUCAUGAGAAUAUACCAUCCCCUCCUUUCUUUCUUCUUCUCUUACCAUGUGAUGCCUGCUCCCAUUGCCUUCUGCCAUGAGUGGAAGCUUCCUGAGGCCCUCACUGGAAGCAGAUGCUGAUACCAUACUUCUUGUACAGUCUGGAGAACUGUGAGCCAAAUCAACUUCUUCUCUUUAUAAACUACCCAGCCUCAGGCCAAAGAAGCCCUCGAAAAUACUGAAGUUCCUGUUGGCUGUCUUAUGGUCUACAACAAUGAAGUUGUAGGGAAGGGGAGAAAUGAAGUUAACCAAACCAAAAAUGCUACUCGACAUGCAGAAAUGGUGGCCAUCGAUCAGGUCCUCGAUUGGUGUCGUCAAAGUGGCAAGAGUCCCUCUGAAGUAUUUGAACACACUGUGUUAUAUGUCACUGUGGAGCCGUGCAUUAUGUGUGCAGCUGCUCUCCGCCUGAUGAAAAUCCCGCUGGUUGUAUAUGGCUGUCAGAAUGAACGAUUUGGUGGUUGUGGCUCUGUUCUAAAUAUUGCCUCUGCUGACCUACCAAACACUGGGAGACCAUUUCAGUGUAUCCCUGGAUAUCGGGCUGAGGAAGCAGUGGAAAUGUUAAAGACCUUCUACAAACAAGAAAAUCCAAAUGCACCAAAAUCGAAAGUUCGGAAAAAGGAAUGUCAGAAAUCUUGAACAUGUUCUGAUGAAAGAACCAAGUGACCCAAAGUGACCUGGACAAGAUUCAUAGACUGAAAGCUGUUGACAUCGUUGAAUCAUAUGUUUAUAUAUUGUUUUUAAUCUGCGGGAAAAUGGUGUCUCUCAUCAUUUGCUCUGUUAAGGGAACAAAUUAGCACUUUUUAGAAGUCUGACAAUUGUAAACAGUUAUUAGCUUUUCCAGAAGCUGAUUCCCAUUUUAAGAUGGGGGAAAAUUAAGGUUUGAGAUUUUAGAAAUUAGCAAGUAGUGCAUACUCUUCUAGCCACAAGUGCCCAGUCCAGGCAAGUGCUGACUUCUUAGAGAAUGUGUGGCCAGACCCAGGGACCUGGAGUGUGUUUGGACUGCAGUUUGCCACCCUGAGAACACCUUCUCCAGGACUGGCAUUUCAGAAUCAGAUUCUUCAUUUUUUGCAGCUACGAUGUUCUUCCAGGGCACUGGGGGCUGUGACUUCUCUCUAAAUUGUAUAUAAGUUGUGUAUAUAGAGACCAUAAUUAUAUGGUCCUUAGAAAAGACUUUGCUUUUAUAAAGCAUUUAGAAAAAAUGCAUACUUUUAAAACAAGUGCUUGAGUUGUCACUUAAAAAUUAUAGCAUAUUGCUAUAAUAAAACCUUAUUUAUGUCUUAUUUGAAGAUGAAUAGUCUUAAAAGAUAAAGACAUAAAUGGGACAAUUGUUAUUGAGCAAAAAAACAAAUUAUCCCACCCUCGUGGAGCUUAUAUUCUAGCAAGGGGAGAUGGAUAUGAUAGAUUACACAGUUUAUUGGAGGACAAUAAGAGUUACGGCAAAAAGCAAAAGGAACACAGGGUAAAGGGGAUAGGUGCCAUUUGGUGGUGAGAAUGCUGACUGAAAAAUAGAAUGGUCAAUUUAAUCUGAAACAAAUGGUUAUUUCUUUUAAAAUCCAUAUAAUAAAUUUAAAAUCUAAAAUGUAAAAUUUUGAACACAACACUGGAAAGGGUAUCCACAGCAGGAAGUCCCCAGUUCACCUCCAUGACUACAGGGCAGUUUUCCACAGCCCUCUGGGCGCACUGUGUGCCUCUGCCCAGAAGGGGGCCUCGCCGUUCCACCAGAAGCUCAGCUCCAGGCCCUGGAGGGGCUGCUGCUCCUCAGUUGCAUUUCUUCAGUAGAUUCAUUUCCUUGAUGCAAAGCAUCUGUAUUUGUUGGUUCUGUCAUUUGAGCGAUGUCUCUGACUUGUUUGUUUUGAAUUACAUUACAGGCUGGAAUGUAAUUGUGGUGAAAGUAUUUUUAUAUUGCUGAGAGUAGCAGCUAAUCACAGUUACAUGCUUCAGAGGACUUAUAAUUGCUUGGUUUUGUGUGUGUGUGUGUGUUUAACUGCAUUUGAAAAGUUUUAUGGAGAAUAUGCAUGAUUUUAAAUCUGUGAUAAUGUUACAUGCACCUUCAAUUUCAUCCACUUUAAACAUUAUCUUCUCAUUGAAUUUUAGUGCUUCUACUAGUUUAUUCCUUUUUGCAGUUGGUUGUAAUUCAUUUCUGGCUUCUUAUGCUUUCCUGCAAGCAGAUUUCAUUGCAUUUAUUGUGUUCAUAUCAUUUUCUUGGGGAUUAUUUACAGGACAACCAACCUGGAGUUUUGCCUCUGUAGAGUACCACCCAGUAAGUCUGGCUGAGCAUCUUAUGUCCAGUAGGUUCUUGGCAAACAUUUGCUAAAUGAAAUUACUGAUUGAAAUUUGGGGAAAAGUGAAUAAGAAGACUAUCUAGGACAAAAAGCCAAAGCCGAAAAUAGUGUAUGAGCAUUCUAGCCCAGAGACUGUCGCUACUAAAAGAAUGAAGGAAAUAAUAAAGUGAUAGACAGGGAAGGAUAGAAAAGACUUAACAAUAUACAUAUGUUCCGUCUUUGUUGUUUUGGAGAAUGGUGGAUAAGUAGUGUUUCCUGAUUCUGAAGCAUAGCUGAACAAUUUAAUUGUGGUUUACCAUCUUUUUGGUUCCCUCUUCAGUAAUUAACCUAUCGAAAAUCUGUCCUAAAUGCUUGGACUGGGGCACAGUUCCCUCCAUCGCUUUGGGGGAAAAUCAUUAAUAUGGCAUACUGCAGAUUGGAGGGCAGGACCACUGAGGGUGUCAUAGACAUUAGCUCUGUGGAAUUCUGCUAGCAAUUUCCAAGUGACGAUGAGGAAUUAUGGAUAUAUGUUGAGGUCAUUCAGCUUCCUGAGUACCACAUUCCCCAGCUACUUAGACACGGGUUAAAAUAUUAAGAUGUCCUAGUUCAACAGCUUGAAUUCCAUUGGUUGAUACUGAUAGUGCCUGUCCAAGACACCAGCUGAAAGACUUGUUUUGUGUACGAAAUAGUUCUGAAAGUGGUGAGAUACAAAAAGGUUUUAGAAUCACUGCCCUGUUGAGAGAAAUUAGGGGGAAAUGAUUACAUUUAGAAGCUGCUAGAGUUAUCCAGUGUUUGCUGGUCUUUGCAACAAGCUGUGGAGAAUGGGUGGUAUGUAAUGCUUUGGUAGGCUUCAAUCACUGAUAAAAGAUCAUGUUAAAAUA